This is a messenger RNA of Parnassius apollo (apollo), 1596 nucleotides long. Lineage: Eukaryota; Metazoa; Arthropoda; Insecta; Lepidoptera; Papilionidae. The record is from the annotation of a GenBank genome assembly.
AUGAAACUAUGCAACAAACAAUGUUUCGCGAAUGGCACCUGGGAGCUGCAAACCGACUACAGCACGUGCAGCAUAACGCCGCGGCUGCUGCGUCGGUACCGCUUGCACAUCGCCGUGCUGGCCCUGUCCAUUGUUUCCUGCCUGCCCGCCGUGUUCGUUUUUUUCUUCUACAAGCGACUGAGAGUGACACGAGUAGCGCUGCAUAGAAACUUACUCAUUGCUAUAAUUAUCAGGAAUAUCCUCGUUAUUAUCAGUAGAAGCGAGGUUUAUAUUGACGAGCUCACGAACUCGGGCGACACCGUGAUGUACAGGCACGAGGUGGCGUGCCGCCUGCUCGCGGUCGCCGAGCGCGUCGCCGCCAACUGCGUGUUCGUGUGCAUGCUGGUGGAGGGCGUGUACCUGCACAGGCUCAUCGUUGUAGUAUUCCGGAAGAAGCUCAAAGUAAGGUGGUUGUACGGAGCUGGUAUCGUGAUUGCAUUAGUUCCAGCACUAGCAUGGGCCAUAGUUAUGAGUUUGAUGAACGACCACUCGUGCUGGAUUGUGUACACGGUGGAGCACGUGCAGUGGACCUUGGACGCACCGAGGAUUGCUAUAUUACUUAUCAACACCGUCCUGUUCGUCGAUAUCUUGAGAGUAUUGCUUACGAAAUUACGGAAUACCGAGAACUCGUAUCAGCUAAGUACAGCAAAGGCGACUUUAUUCUUGAUGCCUUUGUUCGGAACUCAGUUUCUGCUAACAGCGUUUAGACCAACUACAAGCGAUUGCACUUGGGAACAGGUGUACUAUUACGUUUCAUACACCUUAGAGGGCCUGCAAGGAUUUAUCGUGGCCUUGCUUUACUGCUAUGUGAACAAGGAGGUGCAUGCUCUAGUUAAGGCGACGUACAAAAAAACAGAGAACGCAGUAAGCUCACGAUUUCGCAGCUCUAGUAAUCCUCGUACGAGCUUCGAUCCGAAUUCUAAUAGAAGAAUCACCUACAGCACCAACAUACAAUCACAAAACAUUGACGAUGCAAAAGAGCAAUACACGUCGAUGUCACCAAAACUUCACGUUGCUGAAAUAAUAUCAAUACAAGCCAGCGAGAGACUUGCAGAAAUAUUAGAUCCAGUUUAUGAAACUAUUGACAACGGUUUAAGAAAUGAAGGUUACGAUUAUCUUAGUAGAUCAGAUCCAGAUAAUGAUUCGGGGAUCAUUCCUAACAGGAAUUCUAAUGCAGACUACGAACAGGGGUUCCCUAAAGAUUCAAAUGUUUCCGUGGGAUGCCCAGAUCGGAUAAGACUGUCGUCACCUAGUAACAUUAAUUCCUUAAGUAAGCAAGAUACAGAACAAUUAUCUAAAUCUAACAACACAAAAGAUGACAUUAUGAAUGAUCAGAAUGACGAAACAAUGUCAGAAGCAACAUUAAAAAAUGAAAGUAAUCAAACUCAUGGUAGAUCUAAAGAAAACGGCUCUCUCAAAGACCGUGGUAAUGGAGUUGGGUCGGAAUAUGAAGACUGUGAAAAUAUGCUUAGUGAGAUAAUGCAUUACAUUAAAAACAUCGAUAAAAGUGAUGUAGUACUAGAUCCAGAAGUUCUUAGUCCCAACAGAAACGACUAA